GUUUUCUAAUAGUCUGCAAAAAGAUCAUUGCCUUUCCAAUUUUCCUGCUAAAUCCUGUGUCUUUGAAUCUCGUGUCGAGUUGAAAUUUUGGUGGGUUGUAUGUAUUGGCGCUGUCGUUCAUAUAUCUUGUUUCAUGGGACAGAAAGUUGAUAAAAUGGGGAAGCAGCAACCCAGAGACGAGCUGCUUUAUCUUGCCGCCGUUGCUGGAGAUGUGGAAGCCAUUAAAGCCCUUCGCCUAGAUGGUGCUGCCCUUGAGUGGAUUGAUAGAGAAGGAAAGACUGCCCUCAUUGUGGCUUGCAUGAAUCCGGGACUAAUUGGCGUGGCCAAAACUCUGAUUGAAAAGGGUGCCAAUAUCAAUGCUUAUCGUCCUGGGUGCAAUGCUGGGACCCCUCUCCAUCAUGCGGCAAAAAGAGGCCUGGAACAGACUGUAAAGCUGCUUCUCUCCCAUGGAGCAAAUGCUCUAGUGAGGAAUGAUGAUUGUCUAACUCCACUUGAUGUCGCUAGAAUGAAAGGGUACACAAGUAUUGUCCAUGCAAUUGAGAAUCAUAUUUGCUAUUUUUCUGGCUGGAUGAGGGAGUUCUAUGGUCCAGGCUUUCUUGGAGGAUUUUUAGCUCCACGGCUGUUAUCAAGAAAAAUAUGGGUUGUCAUAAUACCUUGUGGAUUUGGCAAUGCCAUUAAACCUCCCAGAUUUGAGCUUGCCAUAUAUUCUACAUUACAGGAUGCCCAGCCCCGGACUGUUAUUUCCCUUUUAAAGGCUGAUAUUGAGGAGCCCAAAUUCCAUAAACCAGAUCCUUCUAUUUCCAUAUUUGAUCAGUUAACCAAGACUCGAUUUAAGCUUGCUCCUGGGACUGAAGGUGACAAACAGCAGCUUCAAUGGCUGUACAGUGCAUGCAGGGGAAUUCCUCCGGCUAGGCCUUCCUUAACUGAUCAUGACAGCCAAAUCUUGAGCACAGCAUCCACACAUCAAAUUGCUUCAGAGGAUAGAAUUCAAGAUUCUUCAAAUAAUCACCAGAUUUCUGGGGUAGCUCAUUGGGAAAAUUCCACAAAUAUUGAGAAUUACAACGGGUGGGGUACACCUGCUGUUCCAGCACAUCCAGAGUCCAGUAGCAGUGCUUGGUUGCAUGAAGUGCCAAAGGAAGACUAUAAUGGGUGGGGUCUGCCUGAUUCUAAACCAGCUGGCAAGCAAAAUCUGGGUGUUGAUUCUGCACAUCUGAAGUCAAGUGGCUCUGGUUGGUUGGAUAAAGUGCCAAAGGAUGACUAUAAUGGGUGGGGUGUCUCUGAUUCUAGACCAAUUGGCAAGCAACGUCAAGGGAUCCAAACCCAGGUUGAUUUUCCUUCCCUUAUUGUCCAUGUCAGUAGUAACUUCAGUCCGUCCGUUUCCACAGCUCCAUCUGCCCCACCAAUUCCGAAUGAAGUCUUAGAUGAAGGGUCAAUUCUAUAUCCUUCAAUCGACCUCAAUCCUGUGAACAUGUCCAUUCAUCCUACAACAGAACAUGGGGCUUCUUCAACAACAAACAACCCAACAGAUGGAGGUGGUUCAUCCUCAUGUAUAAUAUGUUGGGAAGCUCCAGUUCAAGGUGCAUGCAUUCCUUGUGGUCACAUGGCCGGUUGCAUGUCUUGUUUAAAUGAGAUAAAGGCUAAGAAAGGUCUUUGCCCUGUCUGCCGAGCCAACAUUAAUCAAGUUGUAAGGCUCUAUGCGGUAUGAUGAAAACUCAUAGAUCUGUGGCUAGAAUUAUUUCAUGUGAGAUUGAACUUCUUGAACUUCGAGUUUUUACUUCCAAAUCAAUUGCAAAUAUGAUUAUACCAUUUCUUGUAUAGAAAGGUUAAUGAUACAUUACAUGUUCUUUUAUAUUAGCAUGAACACAAUAAAUUCCACCAUCAGCU
This is a messenger RNA of Rubroshorea leprosula, 1884 nucleotides long. The record is from the annotation of a GenBank genome assembly. Lineage: Eukaryota; Viridiplantae; Streptophyta; Magnoliopsida; Malvales; Dipterocarpaceae.